Messenger RNA from Zerene cesonia (dogface butterfly), 753 nucleotides. Its product is annotated as dual specificity protein phosphatase 1B-like. NCBI's taxonomy places the organism in Eukaryota, Metazoa, Arthropoda, Insecta, Lepidoptera, Pieridae. Gene Ontology annotation, cellular component: cytoplasm. Bases 43 to 753 code for a protein of 236 amino acids. Gene Ontology annotation, molecular function: protein tyrosine/serine/threonine phosphatase activity. Gene Ontology annotation, biological process: protein dephosphorylation. The transcript has a single exon. The record is from RefSeq and is a predicted model, not a curated record.
AAAACCCAAAAAAAAAUAUAACCAUGUGAACGAAACAUUGUAAUGAUAAGUGUCAGAGGUCUGGUGUAUGUGAUGAUCAAGAGUGCGUUAAUCGUGGCCUCCUUCACUAUACCGAACCCCGUGGUUGCAUUUACAGGCCUCAAGCACUGGUCCAGGAAAGCAUUGUACAAUAAGAUCGACCUCUGCACCCAAUCCUGCUACAGCCAGAUCAUCCCUGGCCUCUACCUGAGCAAUGCCAGAGCGGCCGCAGACCGCAAUGUGCUUCGACAGCUUAACAUCACCCACGUUCUUACGGUUGAGGCCCGCCGGCUACCGAAAUCAACUUUCGUUGAUUCCAACAUCUGCACGCUGUUCAUUAGGGCCAACGACACUCCUCAAACCAAUCUCCUACCCUACUUCCCAAUGGCCAACGCUUUUAUUGAGGAAGGACUGCAAAAGGGAAACGUCCUUGUUCACUGCCAUUUCGGAGUAUCACGAUCGGCGACGUUAGUGAUUGCGUAUAUCAUGCAGAAGUACAACCUGAGUUUCGAGCAGGCAUUCAACUAUGUGCGGCAGAGGAGAAAGUUUAUAAACCCGAAUCCAGGGUUCGUUGGUCAGCUGAAGCAAUACCAUAAGAUGAAUUAUGACGUAAACGGCUUGCAUAGAUUCGAGGCCUACAUGAAUGUAAAUGCGAGAAGGCAUAGAUACAAGAUAGCUUCCAUCGCAGCUGUAGUGGUGGGGCUCAUUCUGCCGUUGGCGGUGAUGGUUGGUUGA